Messenger RNA from Dioscorea cayenensis subsp. rotundata (Guinea yam), 636 nucleotides. RefSeq lists its product as uncharacterized. Bases 1 to 636 code for a protein of 211 amino acids. The record is from RefSeq and is a predicted model, not a curated record. Gene Ontology annotation, molecular function: protein dimerization activity. NCBI's taxonomy places the organism in Eukaryota, Viridiplantae, Streptophyta, Magnoliopsida, Dioscoreales, Dioscoreaceae. The transcript has a single exon.
AUGAAUGGUGCUUAUUCAGACAUAAUUCGAUCCCGAAGGCAUAAAGAUUCUGUGACAGUAUCGCAUCAUUAUCGCAUCGAUAUAUUUACUACUGUUAUAGAUUAUCAGUUAAAAGAAUUAAAUAGCAGGUUCAGUGAGCAAGCAACAAAACUUCUUAUCAUGAGUACAACUUUAGAUCCUAAGGAUGCAUUCAAGUCAUUUGAUGCUAGGGACAUUUGUAAUCUUGUUGAGAAAUUUUAUUCAUCAUAUUUUUCUGAGCAAGAAAAGAUUCAAUUGGAAUAUGAAUUGCUACAUUAUGAACUUGAUGUGCACAAAGAUCCAAAUUUUCAGAACUUGUCUACUAUUGGUGAAUUAUGUCAAAAGUUUGCAGAGAAAGGAAAGUCUAGUUUUUAUCCUUUGAUUGACAGAUUAUUACGGCUUGUCUUGACUCUUCCGGUAUCAACAACAACCACAGAACGAGCUUUUUCAGCUAUGAAAAUUAUUAAAACAAGGCUUCGCAACAAGAUGGAAGAUGGUUUUCUCACUGAUUAUAUGAUUGUUUAUAUCGAGAAGGAGAUUGCUGAAAAAUUUACCACUGAUAUAAUAAUUGAUGAUUUUUAUGCAAUGAAACAUCGACGAGCACAACUUAAGAAAUGA